Suillus subaureus is the source of this 5334-nucleotide messenger RNA. RefSeq lists its product as uncharacterized. The transcript is spliced from 8 exons. Gene Ontology annotation, molecular function: ATP binding; protein kinase activity; protein binding. Gene Ontology annotation, biological process: protein phosphorylation. Bases 1 to 5334 code for a protein of 1777 amino acids. The record is from RefSeq and is a predicted model, not a curated record. NCBI's taxonomy places the organism in Eukaryota, Fungi, Basidiomycota, Agaricomycetes, Boletales, Suillaceae.
AUGGUCUCUCUCCAGCUUGGUAGCCCGAGGUGCGACUCGCCACCGAAAGCGUUGCCCCGCACUCCAGAGCUCUCCUCAUCGUCAUCAUAUUCCACUCAAGAGAUGCCCGAGACAACGCCCAUGACUUUCAAGCGACUCCGAUCGUCAUUGGAGCAAAGUUUGAAGACCGCAACACGUUCUAGAGCAAAAGUCUUGCCACCCGUUGAUGACUUCGCAACUGUCUCCGUCAAGGGUAAAGGCAAGGAGAAAGAGCUUGAAGACCACGUUUCUGUGAAAGGGCAGAAGAAGGAUAAGAUCAUGUCUGGCAUGCUGAGGCGAUUGGAAUCCAGGGUGGGACUGCGCAGAACUGCACGAAUGUCGACAUCGACAUCGAUCCCCCUCGACACAAGUCACACCAACGCGAUUGGAGCGACUACUGGCAAUAAUGCGGAUGUAGUCACCAAGUCACGCCAGGCCGGAUUCACGAGUUUUGUUACCCCAUCCCUGCGGCAGGCAUCCGUGUCUUCCCCUGUUCUCCAUCUCUCGUCCCAAAAUUUGCCGUCGGGUCCGUCGCAGCCUGCAGCGAUGGCGCCAUUAACAAAUACAGGCCCUAUCACACCUGCACGCGAUCGUAUGCGGCGCGCCAGUGUUCACCCCAUUAAGUCCAAGGAAAUUAGUGGUCCUCAGCCAUUAGCACCGCGGCGUGACCACCGCAGUGGCGCUGCAACGCCUGACCGUUCUGGUUCAGCCUCCUCUCGGGCAAGUAGAUCUCGUCCAACUCCAGUACUCUCCACACCAAGGGGACGUUUGUCGAUUGACGCACCUAGGCGGAGCCGUGAUUCGUCAAGUCCGCCGGACACCCCGACACCUCUGUCGUCGGGCUCCCUGUCCAGAACGCCCAUAGCUGCAAGUGCAACUCACCUACCUCUUCACAACAAUCCACCUUCCUCUCCCACUCCCAGCCGCGCUGUGAGUCCUGCACGCGCAAGGACACCUCUGAAACAAGUCGUGGCUCCCGCAUCGUAUCAGGGGUUUACUUCUGUAUCUGCAUCCCAUCUUCCCUUGAACUCCUCCGGUCCACCGACGGCAUCAACUCCAGCCCGCACGCCUUCUGUGGAUGCACCAAGGAGACCCUCAGUUGAUGCGCCACGGAGAGGUUCUAUCGGUACUCCACAGAGACCGUCUUUUGAUACCUCCCGAAGACCAUCUGCGGAAGUGCCGCGAAAGGCAUCUGACGAAACCUCUCGGAGAGGCUCCAUUGACGUGUAUCGGCGACCCACCGCCUCCCCUGUGCCUCGAGCAUAUUCCCCUCAGUCCACCGUGCGCCCACGUGCUACAUCACCUUCUCAGCGCACGCCUGCAUGCGCCCAGAAUCGCUUUAAUAUCUCAACUGCUUCCCUUAUCUCUCCUUCCACUCCAGAGCAGCGUGAGGUCAUACGUGCCGCAACUUCGCUUCUGUGCAAGGAAUUACGGAAAGCACCAGCGCAUCUUGCACGCAGUGAUGCACAGAAGGAGUGGGCAGAAGUAGAGGUGCGCUUGCAGCCCUUAAUUAGGCUUGAACGCGUUUGGGGGAAGAGUGGCGGUGCCAGCGCUAGUUCUAGCCAGAUUGCUGUGGGCGGUGUUGGUUCCACUGUACUUAGCUCUGCUGGGGAGGAAAGAGAAAGGAAGCUCUUCUGCGAGGCCCUUCGAGAUGGCGUUGUACUUUGUCAGUUGAUGAAUAAGCAUUGUUCUGGGACCAUAACUCGCAUCGACCACCGUGAAGACGGGUUUAAGCACACCAAUAACAUCACCAGGUUCAUUGCUGCGUGUUCGCAACACGGCGUCCCUUCCGGCGACAUCUUCUAUCGUGAUGACCUCAUCCAGGCGACUCCAGAAACCCUUUGCCGUGUUGCAUGUACCAUCAUUUCGUUGAUCAAGCUUUUUGAAGACCCUGGAGUCGGUCGUGCUAAGGUCAUCACGGGUCAAGGCAGGAAAGGUGCCAUCAUAGCUUCAAGCAACGACCCUCACUCUCCGGCGAUUUCUUGCGCUGCUUCUCCCACACUAGAUCUGUUGCCACGAUCAGUAUCUCCAACUUCUCUUUCCGGUCUGACUCACAGAAUGCAGAGUCCACAUGAACGAUCGCCUCCCCCAGUACGACCUGAUAGUCCGCAAUCGGGAACAUCUGAUGGCACAGCUAAGAGAGUCCCCAUCAUAGAUAGAAGCACGGCACCAGCCAGCAACAGUGAUCAUGAAAUUGACAAGGUUCCCCCUAUCACGCGUCCAUCUCCAACCCCUAGAUCUCCCUUUCGUGGGCACUCUCGAACUGGACUUCCAGAUGAAAUAUCGACCUCACAGGUGUCCAGUCCGUCGGGCUAUGAUGCAGACUAUCCCCCACGACAGUCAAGAACAUCCAGCAAUCUCACUGAUAAUACCGCCCUCUCCAGCAUCUUUGACAUCAGACGGGCGAGCAGCAGCAACCAAAACAAGUUUGGUACCAUCAGGACUUUCACCACUGAGGCGACCUCUUGUUCUGAGGCGCCCUCGUUCACUCGAACCGAGGCUAGCUCGGUGGCAGCAUCCAUGGCAGAAGAGAUGAGCAGGAGACGGGGUGGUGGAGAGCCUACACCUCGGUCGAGGGAGCGACGCCCGAGCGAGCCAGGUAUACUUGAUCUGGUUAGCCUCGCAGAGGAAGAGGAGAACAGUGCAUGUGGGUCGAGUUCCAAUCACCACCAGGGGGAGGGUCUACAGCCUAGGGAACCCUCGCGAGAGCGGGAAACGGAAGCGCAGGUUCGUGUGCGGCUCGGUAAAGGCAAAUGGCCCGACGAUUUUCUGGACGCUUUCAAAGCGCAAACUUCAAGUCCAUCUCGAACAGUCCCGACUGCAACAUCGUCAAACCAUGUAGAUACGCCUCUUGGUUCCAGUCCUCUGUCUGUAUCCCCGACCAGAAAACUUUCCAUUGUUGGGACAUCACGUCACAACGACAGCACAGAGCCCACAGUCCGAAGGCCAUCUCAUCGGUCAACCCAUGGCGCGGAUGUCCUGAUGCCGAAGAAUUCAGUGCUCCGUUUGGAUGCCAGCUCAGAGAAUUCACCAGGCUCCAAAGUUAUUCUGCGUCGUCAGAGUACACGGAAUGGUGCUCGCAGAAAUGGGGUCUACUAUCCUCGUAAUAACACCGACGAUCCUGGGACUGCAAAAGAUGACGAUGCUCAUACUGUCCCCUUCCCACGUGCCGUGUCAGGGGAAUAUGCUGCUCGUUCUACACCAUCUCCCGAUUCUACUGCCAAGGGCGGUGUCACAAAUAACCAGGAUGCUCCCCGUGUGCGUGGUCGUUUCCAGAGUGAUGUUGAAGAUCAUCGAGCUCGAAGAUGCAGUCGUCCGACUUCGCAUGAUGAGUUGGGCAGACCGCGGAGGUCUCGAUAUGAAAGUAUGGUCAAUCUGGGGGUGGCCUCUGCGAACGCAAGUACGAGCGACUUGCUGCCAAGGGACUCCGGUGAUGGAAGCGCUGUACGGCAGACUGUAAUAGUCGAGGAAGAAGGGAAGCCUGCAAUUCAUUUCCAACUCGGGAAUUGCAUCGGCCGCGGACAGUUCGGCACGGUGUAUCGGGCCCUGAAUCUGACAACUGGGCAAAUGGUGGCAGUUAAACGAAUCCGAUUAGAAGGUCUGAAAGAGGACGAAGUUGCCCAGCUCAUGAAGGAGGUGGACUUGAUGAAAAGACUAUCCCAUCCAAGCAUUGUGAAGUAUGAAGGGAUGGCUCGAGAUGACCAAUACCUCAACAUCGUUCUUGAGUAUGCUGAAAGCGGGUCGUUGGGCCAGAUGCUGAAAGCUUUCGGCAAGCUGAACGAGCAUCUUGUGGCGAGCUACGUUGUCAAGAUUCUCGAGGGUUUACAUUACUUGCAUCGUUGUGAUGUUGUCCACUGUGAUCUGAAAGCCGCCAACAUCCUUACUACGAAGACGGGGAAUAUCAAGCUCUCGGAUUUCGGCGUUUCCCUGAACCUGAAGGCUAUAGAACGAGAGAAGGACAUCGCUGGUACUCCGAACUGGAUGGCUCCAGAAGUCAUCGAGCUCAAAGGGGCUUCAACGAAGGCUGACAUCUGGUCGUUGGGAUGUACGGUCGUUGAACUUCUUACUGGACGUCCGCCAUUUGGAGAUAUCACCAACACAAUGACAGUCAUGUUCCGCAUUGUCGAGGACGAGAUGCCAAUCCCUGAAGAAUGCUCCGAACCAUUGAAAGACUUCCUUCAGCAAUGCUUCCAGAAGGAACCCUCGAUGCGACCCGAUGCCGAGCUAUUGUGCGAGCACCCUUGGUUGAAGAAAAAUUGGGAUGCCCUCAAGAAGCUUCGUCCCCAGGAUAGCAUACCUUUUCUCCGGCGUGUUAGCACUGAUCUCAAAAAGACUGACGUUGCAUAUGUUGCAUCUAUGGAUAUAAACAGAAUCGAGUCGCCCUUCUCGGUAGCCUCAGUUCAAGAGGAGACAUCAAAGUCUCCAAGGCGCAGAUUAUCCAGUGGACCGUCUCCGCCAAUCCCGCUUCUGGAGGACACCCCGUUCACCCCCAGGGAUCACUCCUUUAUCAAGACCACCUUCGGGAAACCCAUGGUCUGCAGGGUGUGUAUGGGAAGUGUUAAAAGGAGUGCCGUCAUUUGCGACAAGUGUAAUCUCAUCACUCACUCAAAAUGUGCUCCUGAAGCUCCUCCCACAUGUGACUUCCGCUCUCAACUGUUGCUUUACGCACAAUACGCCGAACAAGGAAGCCCUGUUGGUAUCCCGCUCGAUGGGUCGAAUGGGUUGCAUCCUCCAUCGACGACUAUUCCUUCUGAAGUCUCCUUCGCUACACCUUCUCCACGACCAAGCUCGGACGUCACGCCGUCAUCACAAUCGCCAUCACCCACUCCUCUCAACGCUUACAAGUUUGUGAAUCCUUUCAAACGUUCUCGUUCUUCCCUAGCAAUAGAGAAUAGGUCUCCCCCUUCCGCAUCGGCAUCACCGAUUUCUCAGCCUCUGUCUCACGAUGAUGUCGCUCCCAAGCGAAAACUCCCUAAGCUCCCGUCAAAUAUGAUCUCCGAAGAACGACCUCAUUCAUUGUCAAGUAAUAGUACUGCCCCCAAUGCCGGCAGCAUGGAGACGGCUGAUAGCCAAUCUAGCCGUCAAGAACCUGGUCGUAAAUCCUUCCUUUCGAUAGUUGAGCUUGAUACAGGUACCAUUCCACAACUUGGUCCGCCAGUUCCUGACAAGAAACCCUUUUAUGCCCAUACUAUGACCCCCACUGUCAAUGAUCAUAUGGUCACUUCAUCACGCCACAUUCCGGGCACAAUACCCAACGACCCUGAUCGUCACAAGAAACGGGGAGCCGAGAAAUCAUCAGGGUGCACUGUUCAGUGA